UUCCAGGUAGUUGUGAAUCUAUCAUUAUAUUGGCAGUGGUGACAUAUGAAGUUUUGGACUUCUGAACACGUUUUCGACCAUCCUUGGGAUACUGUAGCACAUGCAGCAUGGCGCAAAUAUCCGAAUCCAAUGAAUUGCGCUGUUAUCGGGAUUGAUGUCCUUGAACAACAUCCGCUUGUUGAUGGUUCAUUACGAUCAGAACGUAUUAUCCAGAGCCAUUUUCCGAUACCUGCUUGGGUAACAAAGCUGACGGGUUUUUCUGGAACUCAAUAUUCUUACGAAAUGACAGAAAUUAAUCCAGCAAAAAAAGUAAUGACUUUAAUCACAAGAAAUAUGAAUGCGGGACGUUUUCUACGUGUUGAUGAACGAUUGUUAUAUAAACCAGAUCCUUACAAUAAAGACAGGACGAUAUUACAACAGGAAGCUGCUGUUAACGUUGAUUUACCAGCAUUCGCGGAUUACUGCGAAAAAAUGUUUCUGAAUAUAUAUGAAACGAACGCCGAAAAGGGUCGAAAAGGACUGGAAUGGGUAAUUGGUCAGUUCAACAGCUCAUCUAGGUCGAGUUCAAGUGCUGAAAAGUUGUCAUCACAAGGAUUCUCAGACCCAACGCUUGUUUUCAGUUCACUACAUCCCGCAGCGCAGCAACCAAGUUUUCUUUCCUAGCACAAAUUGAAUUAUUAUUGCAAGUAGUUUUUAGUAAUCUCAUAGAAUAAUGCUGUUUAAUGACAUAUGCAUCAUCUUUAAGUUUCUUGCAUCUUUUUUUGUGUGGUCCUUACAGUAAUAUUGACUGUUGAUUUGUUUUGUAUUUGAGAUUUUCGAAAAUAGUAUUCAGGUGAUAUUAAGUAGUAGCUGUUGGGUAACUAAAUGUUCUGUAGAAUUUGUUCGGGUCUAUAUUGUUUUAAGUCUUCCAGAUUGCCACUUCAGUUGGUGAGCGCUGCUCACAGUAUCUUAUUCAAGGGAAUCAUUCAUUUUUACAUAUUCUUUUGUUGCCUUGCUAUUUUGAAAAUACGGUUUAACUUAUCAUUGUUAGUUCUUGUAACAUUGUAUAAUACAGUUUAUCAUUUUGUGGUGACUGUUAAAAGAAUAUGUUAAUUUUGGGAAAUUGCUGAAGAAGAAGUAACUCUAAUCCAAUUGCAGUACUUAUUUGUUUGUUAGCUAUGCGUCCUGCAUGUUGUUGUAUCACCACGAUCGUAUGCAUUGUGCCGCACUAAUAUUUUUUAGUUAUAGUUUUUCAUGCCGCACUAAUAUUUUUUAGUUAUAGUUUUUCAUGCAACAAAUUAGCUGGAGUGGAGUAAACAAAAAGCUUAUGCGAA
Molecule: messenger RNA, 1313 nt
Organism: Loa loa (African eye worm)
Lineage: Eukaryota; Metazoa; Nematoda; Chromadorea; Rhabditida; Onchocercidae
Exons: 6
Coding region: 46-663 (205 amino acids)
Biological process (GO): phospholipid transport
Cellular component (GO): mitochondrial intermembrane space
Molecular function (GO): phosphatidic acid transfer activity
Source: RefSeq, a predicted model, not a curated record